UCUCUCUCUCUCUCUCUCUCUCUCUCUCUCCUGGCGAGAGAGAACCAUGGGAGCGUGCGCCACGAAGGCCAGAGCCGACGGGGACGCGUCCCCGCCGCUGGAGCAGCCGGCCGCCCCGCCGGAUCACCAGGUGAAAGAUGGUGGAGGAGGGCGGGAGGUUCAGCGGGGGCCGGGGCAACCGGAGGAGAACCGGCGGAGAUCUCUCAGUGACUUGUUCCAGAAUGAAGAGCCGAGCAGUUCCUCUGAGACUGCUAAGAACAUUCUAUCGGAGACUGUGUUACCAAAGGAAGAAGUGAUCGAGUGCAAGGCAUCGAAAGAGGCAGUGGUGCAAGAAACAGAUGAACAACCUACGCAGAUUUCUAAAGCCGAAGCCGCUCAAGCUAUCACGACUGCUACCCCACGGGAGACUUCUGUUCCUUCUACGGCGGCAGAUUCCGUAGCAAGCGUAGCAAAUGCAGUAGCAUUGGGUUCAGAAACUAAAGCCCAAGUCGAAACUGCUAAGGUGUAGGCAACAGAUUCCAGUGUCACAGAAGGUAGUCCAGAUGCAGAGGAGAAGACGACAGAUGCAUGAUUGCCUGUUUACUGAUUGCCACAAUUUACACCGACAUGGUUUACAGGUAAACAUGGCUGAUCUGAUGGAAUUA
Musa acuminata AAA Group (dessert banana) is the source of this 644-nucleotide messenger RNA. RefSeq lists its product as uncharacterized. The transcript is spliced from 2 exons. Bases 47 to 508 code for a protein of 153 amino acids. Lineage: Eukaryota; Viridiplantae; Streptophyta; Magnoliopsida; Zingiberales; Musaceae. The record is from RefSeq and is a predicted model, not a curated record.